AUGAAUUGUGAAAAAGAGUAAGAUGAAGAUUUGUAUGGGUUUUUGGCUUUAUUUAAAGAUGUUGAUGAAAUAAUCUUCCCUAUCAUAAGUAAAUAAUUAAAAAGAAAGAAAAUUUAAGACUGUUUUGAAUUUCUCUAACAAUAGGAAAAUCAAUGUAUUGUAGGUAUAGAAAGUUAAAAGAUAAAAAAUUUAUCUCUGCCUGAUAAAGAAUUCAUUGCUGAAAAAAAGGACAUUAAGAAAAUAAUUGAAGUUCUCAAAAAAAUUAAGGAUCACUAAUUUAAUAAUAAAAUUUCUCUAUUGACGAAUAUGAAGAAAUUAAGAAGGAUCUGA
Paramecium tetraurelia is the source of this 330-nucleotide messenger RNA. RefSeq lists its product as uncharacterized. Lineage: Eukaryota; Ciliophora; Oligohymenophorea; Peniculida; Parameciidae. The record is from RefSeq and is a predicted model, not a curated record. The transcript has a single exon.